Zalophus californianus (California sea lion) is the source of this 4858-nucleotide messenger RNA. RefSeq names its product neuregulin 2 (gene NRG2). Gene Ontology annotation, biological process: animal organ development; nervous system development; intracellular signal transduction. NCBI's taxonomy places the organism in Eukaryota, Metazoa, Chordata, Mammalia, Carnivora, Otariidae. The coding region runs from base 645 to 3167 and encodes 840 amino acids. The record is from RefSeq and is a predicted model, not a curated record. The transcript has 11 exons. Gene Ontology annotation, molecular function: signaling receptor binding.
GGCUGGGCCGAACACGUGGGCUCCAUUAGGGGCCGGCCUCUAGGGUCCUCCGGGGGAAGGGGACAACCUAGGAGGAGGAAGGCUGGUCCGCCACACCGAGCGUGGUAAUCUCCCUGGCGGCUCCAGUCCACCGCCGAAGGCAGGGGCACGCCCUGUGACCCACUCCCACGUUCAUAGGACCGUGCCAGGAUCCCUUUUCUCUACUCCGCCCUCUCCUCCCGCACCGUCCCACUGUCCUGCCCAUAAAUCGGACGAGCAAAGGUAGCAAGAUUUCCUCCCGCGCCCCUGCGGGCCGCGAAAUCGGGCGCUAAAGCAGUGCAGUCCCGAGCUUCCCCUGCAGAAGCCGCGCUCCUCGCUCGGUCCUGGGGUUGAGGGGGCGCGAGAGAGCAAGUGGGCGGGCGUCCUAUUCUCCGCAUCCUCCUCCAGGUCCUGGCGCGCAGGGUGGGAGCGCCGCGCCGCUCCGCGCUGCGCAUCGCGGCCCGCUUGCCGCCUGCCCCCUGCCCUCGCUGGGCCGCCUCCCCCGGCUGCCGGUGGAGGGCUCCGAGGCGCUAACGUUACGCUGUUUCCGGUUUUCUAGCGGGCUCUGUUUCCCCUCCCAAGGCGGCGGCGGCGGAGCGGCGGAGCCCCCCAAAUGGCCUGGCCAGAUGCGGCAGGUUUGCUGCUCAGCGCUGCCGCCGCCGCCACUGGAGAAGGCUCGGUGCAGCAGCUACAGCGACAGCAGCAGCAGCGGCGGCAGCAGCGAGAGGAGCAGCAGCGGCAGCAGCGGCAGCAGGAGCAGCAGCGGCAGCAGCGGCGGCAGCAUCUCCCGUCCCGCUGCGCCCCCAGAGCCGCGGCCGCCGCAACAGCCGCAGCCCCGCAGCCCCGCAGCCCGGAGAGCCGCCGCCCGCUCUCGAGCCGCAGCCGCCGGCGGCAUGAGGCGCGACCCGGCCCCCGGCUUCUCCAUGCUGCUCUUCGGUGUGUCGCUCGCCUGCUACUCGCCUAGCCUCAAGUCGGUGCAGGACCAGGCGUACAAGGCACCGGUGGUGGUGGAGGGCAAGGUACAGGGGCUGGCCCCAGCCGGCGGCUCCAGCUCCAACAGCACCCGCGAGCCGCCCGCCUCGGGUCGGGUGGCGCUGGUGAAGGUGCUGGACAAGUGGCCGCUCCGGAGCGGGGGGCUGCAGCGCGAGCAGGUGAUCAGCGUGGGCUCCUGUGCACCGCUCGAAAGGAACCAGCGCUACAUCUUUUUCCUGGAGCCCACGGAGCAGCCCUUAGUCUUUAAGACGGCCUUUGCCCCCAUCGACACCAACGGCAAAAACCUCAAGAAAGAGGUGGGCAAGAUCCUGUGCACUGACUGCGCCACCCGGCCCAAGCUGAAGAAGAUGAAGAGCCAGACGGGACAGGUGGGUGAGAAGCAGUCACUGAAGUGCGAGGCAGCGGCGGGCAACCCUCAGCCCUCCUACCGCUGGUUCAAGGACGGCAAGGAGCUCAACCGCAGCCGUGACAUUCGCAUCAAGUACGGCAACGGCAGAAAGAACUCACGACUCCAGUUCAACAAGGUGAAGGUGGAGGACGCUGGGGAGUAUGUCUGCGAGGCUGAGAACAUCCUGGGGAAGGACACAGUCCGGGGCCGGCUCCACGUCAACAGCGUGAGUACCACUCUGUCAUCCUGGUCGGGGCACGCCCGGAAGUGCAACGAGACAGCCAAGUCCUAUUGUGUCAAUGGAGGUGUCUGCUACUACAUCGAGGGCAUCAACCAGCUCUCCUGCAAGUGUCCUGUGGGAUACACCGGGGACAGGUGUCAGCAGUUCGCAAUGGUCAACUUCUCCAAGCACCUUGGAUUUGAACUAAAGGAAGCCGAGGAGCUGUACCAGAAGAGGGUCCUGACUAUCACCGGCAUCUGCGUGGCUCUGCUGGUGGUGGGCAUUGUCUGCGUGGUCGCCUACUGCAAGACCAAAAAACAGCGGAAGCAGAUGCACAACCACCUCCGGCAGAACAUGUGCCCAGCCCACCAGAACCGGAGCUUGGCCAAUGGGCCCAGCCACCCCCGGCUGGACCCCGAGGAAAUCCAGAUGGCAGAUUACAUCUCCAAGAACGUGCCAGCCACGGACCAUGUCAUCCGGAGGGAAACCGAGACCACCUUCUCUGGGAGCCACUCCUGCUCUCCUUCUCACCACUGUUCCACAGCCACACCCACCUCCAGCCACAGGCAUGAGAGCCACACAUGGAGCCUGGAACGUUCUGAAAGCCUGACCUCCGACUCGCAGUCAGGCAUCAUGCUGUCAUCAGUGGGUACCAGCAAGUGCAACAGCCCAGCGUGCGUGGAGGCCCGGGCGCGGCGGGCAGCAGCCUACAACCUGGAGGAGCGGCGCAGGGCUGCCGUGCCACCUUACCACGACUCCGUAGACUCCCUGCGUGACUCCCCACACAGCGAGAGGUACGUGUCGGCACUGACCACGCCCGCGCGCCUCUCUCCCGUGGACUUCCACUACUCGCUGGCCACGCAGGUGCCGACUUUUGAGAUCACGUCCCCCAACUCGGCGCACGCAGUGUCGCUGCCGCCGGCCGCGCCCAUCAACUACCGCCUGGCGGAGCAGCAGCCGCUACUGCGGCAGCCGGCGCCCCCCGGCCCGGGGCCCGGGCCCGGCGCGGACAUGCAGCGCAGCUACGACAGUUACUACUACCCCGCGGCGGGCCCGGGGCCGCGGCGCGGGGCCUGCGCGCUGGGCGGCAGCCUGGGCAGCCUGCCCGCCAGCCCCUUCCGCAUCCCCGAGGACGACGAGUACGAGACCACGCAGGAGUGCGCGCCCCCGCCCCCAUCGCGGCCGCGCGCCCGCGGCGCGUCCCGCAGGACGUCGGCGGGGCCCCGGCGCUGGCGCCGCUCGCGCCUCAACGGGCUGGCGGCGCAGCGCGCACGCGCGGCGCGGGACUCGCUGUCGCUGAGCAGCGGCUCGGGUGGCGGCUCGGCCUCUGCCUCGGACGACGACGCGGACGGGGCGCUGGCGGCCGAGAGCACGCCUUUCCUCGGCCUGCGUGCGGCGCACGAUGCGCUGCGCUCGGACUCGCCGCCGCUGUGCCCGGCGGCCGACAGCAGGACUUACUACUCCCUGGACAGCCACAGCACGCGGGCCAGCAGCAGACACAGCCGCGGGCCGCCCCCGCGGGGCAAGCAAGACUCGGCGCCCCUCUAGGGGCCCCCGCCGCCCGCCGCCCCCUCCGCCUCGCCUGCCCCACUGUCUUUAAGGAGGACAGAGACCACCGCCUGGAGAGAGAAAGGAGGAAAAAAAUAAAAAUAUUUUUAUUUUCUAUAAAAGGAAAAAGGUAUAACAAAAUGUUUUAUUUUCAUUUUAGCAAAAAUUGUCUUAUAAUACUAGCUAACGGCAAAGACGUUUUUAUAGGGAAACUAUUUAUAUGUAACAUCCUGAUUUACAGCUUCGGAAAAAAAAAGAAACAACAAAAAAAAGAGAUGGGCCAAUUUUUUGACUCUUUAAUAGAAACCUAUAUUGUGGUGCCUUUUGCUGUACGCUAAUCUGGAGCUCCUGGAGAGAAGUCGGGUUGUGGGGUGGGGUGGGGGUGAGGGGAAUGUAGGAUAUGUAGGAUCCCAAGCUGGCAGGGGUGAGAGGGAGCCGGCAAAGAAGGGGCUGCUGGGUGCUGGUGGGGGCAGGGAGGGGAUUGGCCCUGAGGAAGGAAGUGAGGACAGGAGGAGCUUUGCCCCCAGGCAGGAUCUUGAGUCCCCGACCCCCCCCACCCCCCACACCCCCACACCCCCCACCCCCCGCCGCUGAAGAGAAGGCAGGGAUCCUAGGCUUGGAGCUAGAGUCGGGAUCGGGUAACAUUCAGGGGGAGACUUAAGGCCCAGCGACAGCAACCAGAAUGGGGAGGGGGCCUCCCCACUCCUUACAGCUGCUAAGGGAGGGGGCACUGAGAAAGAGGUCUUCCCAACAGUCCUGGCCCCAGGGAGGGGGCAGCUCUACCAGGGCCCCAAAGUUCCGGCUCCUCCUCCCCUGUGGCCUCCAGGAUGCCCUUCCGUCCUCUGCAGCACCUUCGUUUACAGGUUGUCUUUUCUAUUUUAUGCCUGCAUGUCCUUUGCAUUUCAGAUUCUUUAGAUUGGAUGCAUGGUCACGCUGGGACCGAGAAGAGCCACUCCACAGUGUAUUUGAUUCCCCUUUUAGCAAUAAAGUAACACCAUUUCUUCCAGACCCCAAGCCACCUAUGACUUCCACUCCCUCUCCAGCCCUGUCCUCCCCACCCCCGCAAAACUGGGUCCACUGCUAAUUUGUCAAAAAGGUAAUUGUUUAAAAGAAAACACCGAACAAACAAAUGGGAACCCUGCCCUGAAAUGUCCAAACACCUGACUGUUGACACUUGAACAUUUUUAUAUUAUAAAUAAAAUCAGAAAUAACUCAUGUUUGAUUGUGUGUGCCUAGCCCCCAGGUGAGGAGAGAAGACAGAGAGGAGGACCUGGGUGGAGAUGGAUGGAUGCUGGUGUGGAGAUUGGAGAGGGCCAGGGUAGUCCCAGGGAGGAAGAGACCGUCCCUCUCAUCUCCCUGACUUCAGCUCCUAGGACAGGCUGCAUCCCUCCUCCCUUUUCCAAGAAUAUUCACAAGGUUCCCCCCAGCGGCUGGGGAACCUGGCCAAGGGGCUGAUGCAUAGUACUCUGCUUUGAGCUCAGCCUCAGGACCCUGGCCCAGUUCCUGCCCUGGAGCUACUGGGGCUGCACUGAGACAGCAAUUUCCCACCUACGUGGGUGAGGAGGGAAGGCUUGUGGGGUUGGCACUGGGGCAGCUGAGGCAAGAUGACCCUUGGGGCCUCAGGCAUUUCACAGGCAAAGCCCGGACAUGCAAGAUGGCAUAAUGGGUACCCUUGGCUGCCAGGAAGACCA